Scophthalmus maximus (turbot) is the source of this 2375-nucleotide messenger RNA. RefSeq names its product acyl-CoA thioesterase 20 (gene acot20). Gene Ontology annotation, biological process: acyl-CoA metabolic process; fatty acid metabolic process. The coding region runs from base 244 to 1494 and encodes 416 amino acids. Gene Ontology annotation, molecular function: fatty acyl-CoA hydrolase activity. The record is from RefSeq and is a predicted model, not a curated record. NCBI's taxonomy places the organism in Eukaryota, Metazoa, Chordata, Actinopteri, Pleuronectiformes, Scophthalmidae. The transcript has 4 exons.
CUGUUGUACAAGAAAGAGUUUUAUUUCUCUUUGUGGCUGCUGCGAGAUAAUACAUCAACAGCCCGUGACCUUCUUUAGCUAGUUUGUCCAAAACAAAGUUACUAAACUGUUAAACCCAACCAAACCUGCGAACGCACUUUGUUUGCUAGCUAGCUAAGCGAAGUACUCCCCAUCCACAGUACCAAUGAGACGAAAAGAAAAACCCAGAUAAAAGGGUGAAUCAUCUCAUCCUGAAGAAAAGAAAUGGCUUACUCACAGAUCCGGCUGAAAAUUCUCCCCAGCGCUCGCUGUCUCUUUGACAGACUGGUGCAGGUGAAAGUGGAGGGACUCGCUCCGUUCAAACCAGUAGAACUAAGGUCCAAACUUGUUGACGACAGAGGGGUGAUCUUCAAGGCCUCCGCCCUGUACCAAGCAGAUGAUGCUGGCCAGGUGGACGUUUGCCGCGCACCUUCUCUGGGAGGGAGCUACACCGGCGUGGAGCCCAUGGGUCUGUUUUGGUCCAUGGCUCCAGACACGGCACACAGUAAGCUCCUGAAGAGGAACGUGCUCAGCCCGACACUGGUGGAGAUGGCCGCAGUGAGUCGGGAGACCGGUGAGCUAUUAAUCUCCGAAACUGUCGAGAGGGGAUACAUGACGGAAGGGAUGAAGAGAGUCCCUGUGCGAGAGGGCAGAAUACGAGGAGUCCUCUUCAUACCACCGGGAAAGGGUCCCUUCCCUGGGAUUGUGGAUUUGUACACUUUAGGUGGAGGUCUUAGUGAACCCAGAGCCUGCCUCUUGGCAAAUAAGGGUUUUGUUGUUUUGGCGCUGGCCUAUUAUGGCUACCAGGAUUUACCUAAAAACCCCAAAAACCUUGAUUUGGAGUACUUUGAAGAAGCUGUAACAUAUCUGAGGAGUCAGCCAGAGGUUAAAGGUCCCGGGGUUGGCAUCAUAUCGAUCUCUCACAGUGGAGCUCUGGCCUUGUCCAUGUCAUCGCUCUUAGAGGGGAUCACAGCAACCGUCUGUAUCAAUGGCUGCAGUGCAAACUGUGUGAUUCCCCUCCACUAUAAAGACAUUGUAAUACCUCCGCUCCAUCCUACCGUGGAAAAUGUUAAAAUAUCGGACUCUGGGCUUAUAAAUAUACGCGACGUCUUAUCAGGCGCUACCUUGGAAAAGAACCGGGCGUCUUUGAUUCCAAUCGAACGCGCGAGUUGCCGGUUCCUGUUUGCGGUCGCCGAGGAUGACCAAAACUGGAACAGCGCCUUAUUUGCACAGCAGGCUGCCGCAACCCUGAGGCUUCACGGCAAGGCGUCGUUCCAGGUGGUCGCUUAUCCGAAAGCGGGACACUUCUUGGAGGUCCCUCACAUGCCGCAUUGUCCGUCUGGCUUUCAUGCGGCGGUGGGCGGCGUCGUGCUGUUUGGUGGGGAGCCAAAAGCCCACUCUGUGGCUCAGCUGGACCUGUGGGAAAGAGUCCAAGAGUUCUUCAAGAGCCACUUGGACAACGAGAGCACUUGUUAGCAAGGGGAUUGUUGUGGGGGGCGAACUACAGUCGAGUCCAUAAGUGUUUGGACAAUGACUCACUUCACAAUUCUGCCUCCGUACGCAACCACAAUGGAUUUGGAAUGAAGCCGUCAGGAUGGGGUUGAAGUAUUUGGACAAUUGACUGAUAACCUGUGUCAUGGACAGGUGUGGCCUGUUCUUUCAUGAAAAAAGUUAAACAUAAAAAGCCUGGAGUAGGUUACAUUUGAAUUUGUUAGGUUGCUCAUGGGAACUCUCAACGUGCCUGCUCUCAGACCUGCGCUUAAGUCCAGACAUUUUCCUGAAUGUGAAAAUAACACAUGACUGCAAGUUUUUGCUCUGACUAUUUUCUGGAACUACUCCUGCCAGACCCGCGGCAAAAUUUCGGAAAAUUGGUUCUGGACGAGGCCGGAUGCUGCUCCACUGAUGACGACUAGAGUGAAUGAUCAUUUCCAUGGUGAAGAAAAACCUCCUUCAGAGCAUCUAUCCAGGUCAAGAUAGCUAACAAGGAGGUUGGUGGUAUCAUUAUCAAAGUCUCCAAUUAGGGUGAAACGUCUUUGUGAGUGUAACUACGAAGAGCUUACCCUUGGUUGCAAACCACUACCACUCAAGAACAGAAAUGUCUGAUCGGACGAAAACGAUUCUUUGGACAGAAGAGACCAAGAGUGUUCUUGAUCCAAAGCAUUGAAUAUUUGGUUUGUAUAGGUAAUAAUUUAAUAUUUAAUACGACUGACUUUUCAUUUAGUAUGAUAUAUUUUUUUAUUCAUGAUGAAUAUUGAUAUCAGAAAGCUGUUUAUUUUAUUAUUACUAAUAAAACUUGAUUGAUUUCCUCCACAUUGCCCAUGUCUUGGUAUAAGAAAUCAAAUAAAAGCCUUUUAACU